Molecule: messenger RNA, 266 nt
Organism: Acaulospora colombiana
Lineage: Eukaryota; Fungi; Glomeromycota; Glomeromycetes; Diversisporales; Acaulosporaceae
Source: the annotation of a GenBank genome assembly
UGCCAAUCGCCAAUCGCAAGAAAAUCGUAGAUAUUCAGAAUGGAAAACAUGUUUCUUAUGGCAGUGUUGAGAUCGGCUCGUGGACCCGAGUUGAUUCUCUGCAAGUUCCGGUGGUGGCCACGCACGAACUCGACACUGUGAUUUUAACCUCUGCUAUUGUUGAGGAUGUACAGCCGAGUUUCAAAAGAGGUCUUGAAAACGGGUGUCUCGGGUUGCUGCCGUUCCAUCCUCUGUGGGUGUCAAAUAGUGUUGAUUUACACAGAUAA